Ectocarpus siliculosus is the source of this 807-nucleotide messenger RNA. Lineage: Eukaryota; Phaeophyceae; Ectocarpales; Ectocarpaceae. The record is from the annotation of a GenBank genome assembly.
GUGGGUGGUGGCUGUGCCGAGUGCAGGCUCGAGUGGUGCAACAAUGCGAGAGCAAUCCAAGGAGGAGGCAGAGCUGGCUGCGGAACUGUCAAGCUGUAUGCUUUCACACUACAAGUAUUGCGCAGCUGGAGUGUUGCUGGGCCUCCCGCUAAGCGUCCACAAGAAGAGCUAUUGGCCGGUGACACUGGCGGCGGUCGCAGGAACGGCGGCCGACUUCAAGGAGGGUACCGCCGACUGCAGGCCUCAAAGAGAGGCGCUCAUGGCAUUCAUCGCUCGAAAAAACGCCGGGCAAGCGAAGGCACAGCAAGAGGCAUCAGCUGGGACCACGGAAAAUCCUGGUCAACAUUCACCUCAAGAAGGUUGGCCGGGAGAGGGGCGGCAAGGCUGGCCCGAGAAGGGAUGGGAACAGACUUUCCAUGACCGUGACGGCGGCAAAGAGGUUGACAGGGAGGGCGGCGACAAGUGGUGACCUGGCUCUCCUCUCAUCAACUUCUUUCAUUUGGUUUGAUGUUAGUAGGCUAUUGCUCGUGUCGAAGAAAGUGCACUCCUGUAGAGGGCUUUCGGCGGAGGCCUGAGGAGGGCUUAUCGUUUGACGUUUCAGCUGGAUCUUCAUUCCUGACGAAGUCUGCACAGGGUACUUUCGUUCUCGAUCUCUGCGGUCCACGAAGACGGUUUUGAGCCUCCGCUCCGUUGUAGUGUACACCCGAAUUUUACACCGAUCGGCUGAACGCGGUCCAUAUAUAGAAUUUAGACUAAACUGUUUCAAAAGAGCUUCUUCAUGAGGCUACGAAAUAUUUCGAUGGAAUG